Molecule: messenger RNA, 1569 nt
Organism: Talaromyces rugulosus
Lineage: Eukaryota; Fungi; Ascomycota; Eurotiomycetes; Eurotiales; Trichocomaceae
Exons: 3
Coding region: 1-1569 (522 amino acids)
Biological process (GO): plasma membrane lactate transport
Cellular component (GO): plasma membrane
Molecular function (GO): secondary active monocarboxylate transmembrane transporter activity
Source: RefSeq, a predicted model, not a curated record
AUGAAGAACAAUAUGGAUGCAGGCUGGUUUUAUUCUCGCAGCCAAGUCGUCCGUUAUUUUUCUACACGCUUGUCCAGUCUCGUGCCUCCCAAAACCAAAGUGCGCAAUCCCAUCAGUAUCCUCCGUGAACUGUCCAAGCAACAAUGGCUGCUUUUCGCUUGUGGAUUUCUUGCAAGGGCUUGGGAUUCUUUUGAUUAUUAUUCCGUGUCAAUGACAUUGACAGAACUGGGCACAGCCUUUGAUACAGAUAACAAGUCGCUUUCCUGGGCUCUGACUAUUACGAUGAUGCUUCGACCUAUUGGGGCUAUUAUCUCCGGUAUUUUUUCCGAUAGAUAUGGUCGAAAGUGGCCGUUAAUUAUCAACCUCGCCAUGCUCAUAAUUUUGGAAAUGGCGUCCGGUUUCUGCAAUACUCUACCUCAAUUCCUAGGCGUGAGGUCAAUAUAUGGGAUUGUUAUGGGAGGCAUAUUCGGACCGGCGGCAUCGACCGCUUUAGAAGAUCUUCCCUACGAUGCCCGAGGUGUUCUUUCCGGACUAUUUGAGCUCAGCUCGGCGCUGGGAAACCUCCUCGCCGCAGCAGUAUACUGCGCUCUCGUACCUACAACACCUCACGGAUGGCGAAGUCUAUACUGGUUUGGUGCUGGUCCUCCAAUGUUUAUCAUCGCCUUCCGUUGGUGGCUACCAGAGACAAACUACUUUCAGGUUGUAAAAGCCGAGCGCGAGGCAAAGGCCCUUCGAGUCACCUCAUCGGCAGAAAAUCAAAACACCACUCCUUUGAAGGUCUUUGCAAAAGAUGCUGGCAAAGCAUUCAAAGAAAACUGGGUCUUGCUCCUUUAUAUCGUUUUCCUCUUGGCCGGUUUUGCCUCUUGCGCUCAUGGCAGUGCCGACUUUUACCCGACGUUCCUCAAAAACCAGGUCCAGCUAAACACAAAGCAAACAACGAUAAUUACUAUUGCUGGCCAACUUGGGGCCUUCGUCGGCGGUGUCACAAUGGGAUAUAUCAGUUCAUUCUUCGGGCGUCGGUUGGUUAUGAUCACCGCCUGUAUUUUUGGCGCGGCUCUUAUCCCCGCAUACGUUCUACCUCGAAGCAUGUCAUUGACAGCGAGUGCCUUUUUCCAACAGUUCUUUGUCGGAGGUGUUCUUGGCCCUAUCCCCAUUCAUCUUCUAGAACUUUCACCGCAAGCUAUACGCAGCCUGAUAGUAGGACUAGUGUACCAGCUUGGUAACCUUGCGGCCUCUGCAACCCCAACUAUCCAGGCUGUCAUUGGCGAAAAUUUCCCUCUGCCGCCCGCGAAAAAUGGCGUGGAGAGGGUCGAUUACAGCAUUGCGAUCGCCAUUUUCAUGGCUGCUGGGUGGUCUUACAUGCUUUUUUUCCUGGUACUGGGGCCUGAAAUGUCUCACGAGGAAAGAAAACAAGAGGCCGAAGCUGCAAUCAGCCGGGAAAAGAUCAUGAAGGAUCAAUUGGAGUUGGCACAGAUUGAGAAGACCGGUGUUAUCGAGGGGCAGGCUGUCGACUGGGAAGAUAAAAACGUCAAGGAACCCAGGGUAAAAUGUGUCGAGUGUUCCCCCUGA